AUGUCCGACUACAGGUAUGGCACGCAGUCAGAUGCGUACGCCGCUGAGCACGACCACUCUGUCCUCCGCAACGGCGCGUCUGACAAGGAGACCAAGUUGGGCAACACCUACUCUGGAUCUGGAGACGAUGUCGUUCCCGCCGAUGCCGACAACCUCCUAGCUGCCAUGGGCUACAAGGCCGAGUUGGUUCGGUCACGAUCUACUCUCCAGGUCGCCUUCAUGUCCUUUGUCUUGGCCUCGGUUCCCUAUGGUUUGGCAACAACCCUCUACUACCCAGUAGUCGGUGGAGGUCCCACCAACAUCAUCUGGGGAUGGCUCGCCGUAUCUCUUAUCAUUCUCGCUGUCGCCGCAUCUCUCGGUGAGAUCACCAGUGUCUACCCGACCUCUGGUGGUGUCUACUACCAGACCUUCAUGAUCACGCCGCCCGCCUAUCGGAAAAUCGCCUCGUGGAUCUGUGGUUGGUGUUUUGUAGUUGGCAACAUUACCAUUACUCUCUCAGUCAACUUUGCUACCGCGCUCUUCCUUGUGGCAUGCGUCAAUGUCUACGAAAGCGAACCUGGUGUUGGUAUCAUGGAAGGAUCAGCUUAUCAGGUCUUCCUCAUCUUCCUUGGCAUCACACUCAUUUGCAAUGCUGUGUCUGCCUUUGGAAACAAAUACCUACCAUGGUUGGAUACCUUUGCCAUUUUCUGGACCUUUGCUGGUGUGAUUGCCAUUAUCGUAUGCGUCCUUGCCAUUGCGAAGAAUGGACGCCACAGCGCUGAAUACGUCUUCACUGAAUUCGAUCCCUCCAACUCCGGAUGGGUCCCAGGAUGGUCUUUCAUGGUCGGACUAUUACACGCAGCCUACGCGACUUCAUCGACUGGAAUGAUCAUCUCUAUGUGCGAAGAGGUUCGUGAGCCUGCCACCCAGGUCCCCAAGGCCAUGGUCGCUACCGUCGCCUUGAACACCAUUGCUGGCCUGGUCUUCCUCAUCCCUCUCGUCUUCGUACUUCCCGACCAAGCCAUGCUUGCAGGACUACUUUCCGGCCAGCCGACACCUGUUAUCAUCAGGGAUGCGGUAGGCUCCCCCGGUGGUGCCAUUGGUCUGCUCAUUCCUCUGCUGGUCCUCGGUUUCCUCUGUGGUAUCGGGUGCACCACCGCUGCCUCCCGGGCUACCUGGGCCUUCUCUCGUGACGGUGCUAUUCCCGGCUACAAGCUGUGGAGGACUGUCAACACGAACCUCGAUGUUCCGCUCAACGCCAUGAUGCUGAGUAUGGUUGUUCAAAUCGCUCUCGGUCUCAUCUACUUCGGUGCUGCCGCUGCUUUCAACGCUUUCUCCGGUGUCGGUGUCAUUUGCCUGACCCUGAGUUACGCUGCCCCCAUCUUCGUUUCGCUCAUGACUGGUCGUAAGCAAGUCAAGGACGGCGCGUUCCACCUUGGCAUGCUCGGUACCUUCUGCAACGUUGUUGCACUUGCCUGGUCGGCUCUCGCCACUCCUCUCUUCUGCAUGCCUACUUUCCGCGACGUCACACCAGCAUCGAUGAACUACGCCUCUGUCGUUCUCGCCGCCGUCGUUGUUGUCUCAACUAUCUGGUACUUUGUCUGGGGAAAGAAGAACUACGAGGGACCUCCCACUCAUGAGGACGCGGUUCUCGAGGCGAGAAGAGCCAGCAUGGCGUCUCGUUAA
Molecule: messenger RNA, 1665 nt
Organism: Alternaria arborescens
Lineage: Eukaryota; Fungi; Ascomycota; Dothideomycetes; Pleosporales; Pleosporaceae
Exons: 4
Coding region: 1-1665 (554 amino acids)
Biological process (GO): transmembrane transport; amino acid transport
Cellular component (GO): membrane
Molecular function (GO): transmembrane transporter activity
Source: RefSeq, a predicted model, not a curated record